This is a messenger RNA of Hippocampus zosterae (dwarf seahorse), 4293 nucleotides long. It is a transcript of the gene matr3l1.2, whose product is annotated as matrin 3-like 1.2. Lineage: Eukaryota; Metazoa; Chordata; Actinopteri; Syngnathiformes; Syngnathidae. The transcript has 21 exons. Gene Ontology annotation, molecular function: zinc ion binding; RNA binding. The record is from RefSeq and is a predicted model, not a curated record. The coding region runs from base 852 to 4253 and encodes 1133 amino acids. Gene Ontology annotation, cellular component: nucleus.
ACCGAAAUAAAGGCCGCCUGUGACGUCACCGACGAGGGGAGGACAUAUCGCGAGAGUUCGGGUGGUGGCUUCGGCACAUUUCACAGCUCUCAAAACAGGCAGGCGACACAAAGACGGGUAGGAAGACUUGAGCGUUAAACAUUUCACGCUUUCUACCGUCUAGCUGCACGUUACGUUUCUAGGGUUGCAUUGAUCGAAGAACAUUCACGCCGCUAGCGUUAGCUGUCUGUGGCUAACGGGCGUUUUUCCCCACGGGCUAAUGCUAACGUUAGCUCUGGCGACGCUCCCUUGAAUUUCUUCUCUUUUCCACUAUUGUGCAUUUGAAGGCGGAAGCUCAGACUUACUUGUCCGCGGCUUAAGUGCCGCGGCGACCUCGAGCGGGCGCCUCGCUCGCCCGCUUAAGGUCAACGCAUCGGAGCUGUUCGCACUUCUGCUAAACAAUCGCUAGCACGUCUGCUUGCACGUUCGAACGCGUCGACCGACCGCAAGUCGCCUUGCUGCGCAUCCGGCGCGCUUUGGAUCGAUCGAUCCAUCGUCUCCCGUUGAUUCUCGACGACCAAGACGUUCUCGCUUUGUACCGAAGCGGCUCCCUGAGCGCGUGCCCCUCCCCUCCUUUCCUCCUCCCUUGCUUCGGUUGUCUGCGGAGGAUGUUUGUACGCCCGUUGCCGUCCCCAUGCUCACGCUCGCGUUGCCGCGGCCGGCCCGGGGGCGGCCGCGAGUGCGGGCACGAGCGAAGAGCACAACGUCUGCUUGUCCUUCACUGUCUUUCAGGGCUCCGCUCGCCUCAUUGCUCCAGACUUGACUUGGCGCCGGACGCCUCUUGAACUUGUUCUCGUCGUCUUUGACCUGCGAUGGAGGGCCCUCCGAAAGGCUUCGCGGCUGGACGGGGCCACCUGGCCGCCACGGCCGCGGCCCUCGAGUCCUUAAGCUUCGGCAUGAACGAGCGGCGGCCCGUGCGCCCUAUGGGGGGCGGCGGCGGCGUUGUGGGGAUGGGCGGCGACCGCGAAGGAGAAGGCGCCGACGACCGGGAGGGCGGCGCGCUCAUGCCCCGCGGCGGCCAUCUUGGCGGCACAAUGAAGCUUUUCGCCAGCUUGGGGCUGUCCCCCUCCGAUCUGGACGUUCUGGCUCAGAUCCCCGAGGAGGACAUCAGCGUGGAGACGCUCCCGCAAAUCCUCCUGCAGCUCAAGAAGCGCAAGGCGGGCCGGGGGCCCUCCUCCGGCUGGGACGACGGGGGCAGGAUGGGCGGCGGCGGCGGCCCCUCUUUCUCUCAGGCUUCGGGCUCGUCGGACUUUGGCUUCGCUUCCGCCGGCCGCGCCGCCGCGGGCUUGAAUUUCGGCGGGGGCCGGGAGAGGUCGUACGGGGAGCUUUCGCACCGCGAUUCCUACGGCGCUCCGCAGGGGGGGUCGCUGUCCCAGGCCGCCUUCCCGCAGCGCAGGCAGGGCUCCCCGUCGCUAGGAAAAGUGCAAGAUUUCUUGGGAGCCCCGCCCCCCCGCUUCCCACACGUGUGCUCUCUUUGUGACUUUGAUGUACAUUCCAACUUGGAGUGGAGCCAACACACAAACGGACUUCGACAUGCUGAGAACAGGCGUGUGCUCGUCACCAUGUACCCCGAGUGGGAUAUCGGCGGGGUUCCCGGCAGAAGCGGCAUCAUGGAGUCCACCAACCUGUCAGCGGGGCUGCUGGGUCCCGCCCCCUCGGGGCCCGCCCCGCCGCCCAGGAUGCCGUCCGGUUGGGGGUCGGGAGCCGGUUUGGGUCUCGGCAUGUCCAGGCAGAACCACUCGGAAGCCAACGUGUUGAGGAGCAGGGUGGUGGUGGUCAAAUACGACAGGAAGCCACUCAGCGUCAAGACGCUGUUCUCCUUCGCCGAACCUUUCGGGCAUCUGCAGGAGCACCUGGUCCUCAAGACCAAGGCCUUCCUGGAGAUGGAGACGCACGAGGAGGCGAUGGACAUGGUCAACUACUACCAGCAGAACCCGGCCACGCUCUACGGGAAAUCCAUCACCUUCUACCUGUCCAGGCGGCUGAUUGUCAUCCAGAAGGAGGAGCGGUCGUCGGACCGAGCGUCCUGGGACGGCCCGCGUCGCAGCAGCCAGGUGGUCUUCUUCUCCAACUUACCCCGGGAGGAAGACAAGAAGAAGGAGCUGCUGACGGUCGCCGCUCGCUUCGGCGUCGUGGAGAAGCAUCUCUUUUUGACGGACCAGGCCUUCAUCCAGCUGGGGAGGCCCGAGGACGCCGAGAUGAUGGUCAAGUACCACACGCUGAAUCCGCUCAGCAUCAAAGGACGAGCCGUGCGCCUCAACAUCUGCACAAAGUACAAGACCCUCAACAUCAACCGCAGACAGAAGGAAGCGGGCGGAGGGAGCGCUUGGACGCCCGCAACCAAGAGGAGGAUGUCCCGAUCCCGCUCGCCUUCCGGGAGCCGGGACGGGGAGGGCGGAGCCAAAUCGGCUUCGGAGGGCGAGGAGGCGGCGGACGACGAGGGAGUGGCGGGAGUGCGGGAGGCGGAGGAGGGUGGGAGCGCCGCCGGUGCGGAGCAGGACGACGAACCCGGCGAGCCGCCCGGGGGAGGGCGGGACGGCGCACAGCAGGAGGCUCGCGAUGAUCACGGGGAUGGCGGCGCCGAGGAUGGCGACGCCAAGGAUGGCGGCGCGGACGAGACGCCCGCCGACGUGGGCGGUGCCGGGCGGCGGGGGCCGGAGGAGGAGUCAGAGGAGCGGCCGACUGAAGCGGCCAGCGGCGUUGAGCGGGCAAUGGCGGAGGGCGAUGACUUCCUGGAGAACAUGGAGGACUUUGUGACACUGGACGAGCUCCCAGAGGAGGACGAGAAGAAGGACGCGUCGGACGAAGGACCGGCGGACGGCAUCGACACAUCCAGGAAGGGGGGGCUGCGGGUGGUCAACGUGCUGGGCUUCAGGCGAGGCUACAAAUUCCUGGACGAGCUGCUGGGACUGGCCACGCCCUUCGGGAAGGUGGUGAAGCAUCUGGUCCUGGACUGGAGGCCCGAGGCCUUCCUCCAGUUCGGCACGGAGGAGGAGGCGCGGGCCAUGGUCAAGUUCUACAACGGCAACGUCACGCCGUCGGUGUGCGGCCGCCCGGUGAGGGUCAACCACUCUUUGACCUACCCGACCAUCCAGUGCGGCGCCAGCAGGGUGGUGUACGUCGGCCAGCUGCCCAACGGCACCUUCCAGGACGAGGACGUCCUCAAAUUGGCCGAGCCCUUCGGCAAAGUCAAAAAGUACUUCCUCAACCCCAUCAAGAGGGAGUGUUUCCUGGAGAUGGAGAAGGCCGAGGCGGCGGACCAAAUGGCCCAAGCGUACAAAACCAACCAGGCAAAGUUGAAGGGGCGGCGUCUUCUCAUUUACGUCAGCAGGAAGUACACGCAGCUCAAAUACGGACAUAGCUGUCCCAGCGCCACCAAGAGGGGGCCGAGCGGCUCGUCGCCAAAGUCCUCCAAACCUUGCGACGAACCUCCGGCCAAGAAAAUCAAGGAGAACGAGGCGCGCCCGGAGGAAACGGAGGAGGAGCCAAAAGAAGACGUCAAACGCCAGGAGGAGGAAGAGCGGCCCAAGGCGGCCCAGGAGGAAGAGGAGGAGCCGAGGCCGCAACCGGAAAAAGCCAUCAAAGAGGAGGAGGAGGACCACGACGAGAAGCUUGAAGACGAGCAAAAGAAACCCGAAGAUGCGGAGGAGCGAACGGAAGUGAAGCUUGAAGACGAGCAAAAAACAUGUGAAGACGCGCAGGAGCAAAUGGAAGCAGAAGAGGGCAAGCCGAGCUUGGAUCUGAAGACGGAAGCAGCCCCCCCGGAGAAGAUUCCCGAUGUUCCGGAUGUUCAGCCGACGGAGGAGGAGCCGUCGACCAAUGAGAAGCGAGCCGGCCCCGCCCCGCCCGCCGCCGCGUCUUUGCCGCUGCCGCCGUUUGAACCCGACAGAGCCAUCGGUGUGGAACACAUCAAGAUGGGCUACUACUGCCGCGUCUGUCUCCUCUUCUACUCCAACGAGGACACGGCCAAGAAGACGCACUGCAGCAGCCGCACGCACUACGACAAGCUGCAGCCGCUCCGCGUUUGCGCUUUCAGAAACAUCUGGAGAAGGAAGCGAGCGCGGCCGAAAAGAAGCCAGCCAAGAAGACCAGCGCCUGACUCGCUCUUUGCGGCAGCCAUUUUGCUUUUUCUUUCCAAGGUGACCCUAAAGAGUAGACGGGGGCGGGGGAACCGCGCCUGGCACGGUAGCCAUCCGUUAGCGAACUUAAGUUAGCUUGUUUCAAGUUUUAAGAAAUAAACGUUUGACGCCCCCA